AUGCUAGCGCACACAGGUCUCUUGGUAUCCACCCAGCUCGUUCUCACUGGUUCAAAACGAGCAGCUUCGGUUCAGCGUCUGCAGCAGCCAUCUGUACUCAUGCCUGAGGUAGUCAUCGAUUGCACAAUCCGCUGCAUCACUGUCAUAAGCGGGCAGACCCGUGCCUGGCGAUGCCGCAAUACAAGCGAAAGGGGUACAGAUAUUGGCUGCCUUCUUCCUGCUGCCCACGCCAUUUGCAUCCACUCUGAGCUGCUGCCCACUCAGCUGGAGAACGCAGUAUCCGUAGGCACUUUGGACUGCGUUGGGUGCUGCCUUAUGCAGCUCUCGGAUGUCCACACGCCCCCUGGCGUCAUCGUCGACAGUUGGCUCUCUCUGGCUGGCCUGCCUUGGGACCGUCGCAUCCUCAGGAAGUUAGCAGAUAACGCAGGAGCAGCAGCAGAGCGGACAAGACCAAGUAUCUUUGCAGCCCAGUUUCACCUAGCAAGUACGAAGUGGUACUCCACCCCACUGUUGCCCCCGCUUUCUCUGCACUUUCCAUUUCUUCACAACUCUUUUGCUGAUGAAUUAUGUUUCUGCACCCCCUCUCUCUAUCCAGCCAUCCACACACCUCGCUCAUGCCCUCAAACUCUGAGCAGUGAGCACAAUUGUCGCCUUUGA
Messenger RNA from Colletotrichum paranaense, 657 nucleotides. RefSeq lists its product as uncharacterized. Bases 1 to 657 code for a protein of 218 amino acids. The transcript has a single exon. The record is from RefSeq and is a predicted model, not a curated record. Lineage: Eukaryota; Fungi; Ascomycota; Sordariomycetes; Glomerellales; Glomerellaceae.